This is a messenger RNA of Spirodela intermedia, 1783 nucleotides long. The record is from the annotation of a GenBank genome assembly. Lineage: Eukaryota; Viridiplantae; Streptophyta; Magnoliopsida; Alismatales; Araceae.
AUGGAUUUCUCUGAGAAGCUCUGCCCUCCGGCCGCCGCUCCCGCGGCGGAGGACCGGCUCUGCGGCGACCUCAAGGAGACAGAGCUGAGACUGGGGCUCCCAGGCUUGGAGUCCCCCGACCGGAAGGGCUGGGAUCAGGCAGUCCUGAUGCUUGGCCCCCCAAAGGCCGUCGUCUCGGGGGCGAAGAGGGGCUUCUCCGACGCCAUCGACGGCUCCAACCAGUGGUUUUUCCCCGGCGGACUUGGAUCUGAGGUCGAACCAGGAAAAGGAAGUCUGUUCGCGCCGAAGGGGGAUCCCAUCGGCGGGCAACUGUCUGGCGCUGUGAACGGGGGCAAGGAUGCCGGCUCGGCGUCCAAGGCCGCCGGGUUUGAGAAGAACGGAGCGGCUCCUUCUACCGAUUCUGAUCGCAGGGCCAGCCAUGCCGCAAAGUGAGUUGAGCCUGGAAGAUUCUCCUGCGUUUUCUGCGAUGAUUUCCGAACUUUUCCUUCCCUCUUUGCCUUCAGAUUGACAGAAAUCCCCUUCUCUCGGGUGAAGAAAACCUUGGAAUUAUCUUCACAUACUUUAGAUUUUGACGAUAAAUACUGACCAAUAGGCUCCGACAACAGGGAAAUGCAUGGAUCAAAUCGAAACGAAUGAUUUCGUCCAUUGAUGUUUCAUUGCCCUAGUUUUUCUCUUUUGAAAGGUCAUAUAAAUAGUGAUUUCCAUUGUUUGUUCCUUGAAUGACCAUGAGGCAGGGAGGAUUCUAGCUACAUCUUUCUCGUCAUUUUCCUGUCAAUCUUCACAAAAAUAAAAUGUAAAAAAAACCAGUUCGUUGUCUGUUCAUGAAGUUUAUUAAGGGUAUCAAUUUCAGCAGAUGUAUUGUAUUCUCUACAUGGUGCUCCAUGGGAGCAGCCCCCCGUUCAUGAUCAUUCACUCCAUAGUGGACGCAUUUCUUCUGGAAAUAUGUCCCUUUCCCCAACCGCAGGAUUCAAAUUCUGUGUUCGAAUCGCAUAUUUUUUGCAGGGCGCAGGUGGUAGGGUGGCCUCCAAUUCGGAGCUACCGCAAGAACACAUUGUCUGCAAACCCACCCAAAAAUAGCAAUGACCCCGCAGGAAAACAGGAGCUGGGCUGCCUCUACGUGAAGGUCAGCAUGGACGGGGCCCCAUAUCUGAGGAAAGUUGAUCUCAAGACCUACUGCAACUACGAGGAGCUUUCUUCUGCUUUGGAGAAGAUGUUCAGCUGCUUCACCAUCGGUGAGCUCUGCUGCACCAGCAGGAUCAAUCGACCCGACAGGAUCAUCACCUUGUUAAUGUUCUUGACGCUUUUCACUUGGUCGGAAAGACCCACCUGCUCAGCAUCACUGAAGACAUGACAUCUUCUUGACCUAUUUCUCAGGCCAAUGUGGACCGCAUGGAGCCCCCGACCAGGAUGAGCUCAGCGAGAGCUGUUUGAUCGAUCUUCUUCACGGGUCCGAGUAUGUGCUCACGUACGAGGACAAGGAUGGAGAUUGGAUGCUCGUCGGCGACGUUCCAUGGGAGUAAGCACCUCGAACUCAUCCUUCUGUGGAGAUUUACAGCGGACAAACUGGAUUUGUUUUAUAAAAAAUAAAAAAUCCGAUCAAAGCAUCUUUUACUGAUACCCAUCUGUGUUUAGAACUGCUUUAACCUAUAUAAUUGAGCAUAACCGUAAAAUCUGUCCUUUUUUAUGUUUUGGAAUCGCCAGCAUGUUCACUGCGUCCUGCAAGAGGCUGAGGAUCAUGAAGGGGUCAGAAGCCAUCGGAUUAGGUACAUGUGGCACGAAUUAA